Carassius auratus (goldfish) is the source of this 1733-nucleotide messenger RNA. Its product is annotated as R-spondin-3-like. Lineage: Eukaryota; Metazoa; Chordata; Actinopteri; Cypriniformes; Cyprinidae. The record is from RefSeq and is a predicted model, not a curated record. The transcript has 6 exons. Bases 652 to 1599 code for a protein of 315 amino acids.
ACGGCAGAGAGCUGAAGUCAUCAGUUACCAGACGAGCACGCGAGCUGAGAGGAGGCGAGAGAAAGGGAGAGAUAGUGAAUUGCUCAACCGUGAAACCGUGAGCUAUCGAGAUUGAAUAGAGAAGAGCGACGUCUCGGUGACUAUUUAGAAAUAAAGCGUCAGAGUUUCACUGAAAGUUCCUCGAGAUGCUGUGAUGAGGAUGACGCGAGGACCUCCUACAUAUUAGGCUCAAUAAAUAAAGUAACCUUCUCACCUGGACGUGUCGUGCGGAAUCACAGUGGGGAAUACAUACAGUAAUUCAGGAAGACAAUCCAACUUUAACACCAUGCCAGUUUAAUUUGAUUCCCUCCUCCCCAUAUUUAAGUUUUGCUUUCAGUGCGCUGGAUGGAGAACUAACACUUUCGUUGUUUCCAUGGAAUGAGUGGCUCUCUCUUUGGAUAUCUCACAGUGGCACAUAUGUGGAUUGCCUCCAAUAUGUUACUGCCGAAUCGGCCCAGGUGCAUUUGGGCCAUUGAAAAUUCAGUUUCUCUUGCGCGUGAGCACAGCUGGGGCUUCUGCCCGGUUUAGGAAUAACUUAUUGAGUAUUGCACAUAUCAACGUGCGAUAAGGGACAUUGACAUUGACGGGACAAGCAUCAUUCCCCUGAUUACUAUGCAAUUACAAUUGAUCUCCAUAGUUUUGAUCUUGCAUUGUAUGGAAUACACAAACUGUCAGCAUCAAGACUCCAGGCACCGGCUAAACAAACAGGGUUCAGGGGUGAGCUCCCAGGGAUGCCAGGGAGGCUGUCAGACCUGCUCGGUUUACAAUGGCUGUCUGACCUGCAAACCCAAGCUUUUUAUUCACCUUGAGAGGGACGGGAUGAGGCAGAUUGGAGUGUGCCUGCCCUCCUGCCCUAAUGGUUUCUACGGCACCCGUUCCCCUGACCGGAACGACUGCAUAAAGUGUGGGUCAGAGUGCGAAUCGUGCUUUAACAGGCACUUCUGUCUGCACUGCAGAGCGGGCUCCUAUUUGCACAAGGGCAAGUGCAUGGAGAGCUGUCCAGAUGGGCUGAUGCCCAGCGAGACCAAGAAAGAGUGUGUACCUGCAUGUCCUGCGGACUGCGACUCCUGUGAUAGUGAUACGUGUACGAGGUGUGCGCCAGGACAUUACCUACUACAUGGGCAAUGUUAUCCUGUCUGCCCAGACGAUUUUGAGCCCAAUAACUUAAAUGAGUGCAUCCCAACAGUGCACUGUGAUGUGGGCGAGUGGAGUGAAUGGGGCCCCUGCUCACGCUCAGGUAAAACCUGCGGCUUCAAAAGGGGCGAAGAAACAAGGACCAGGAAGGUCCUACAGAAUCCCUCUCCAAUGGGAAGCCCGUGCCCUAUGACUUCUGAUAAGAGGGAAUGCUUUGUCAAAAGAAAAAGAUGUAAGCCGAAAGGUCAGCGACGGAGAGAGAAGAAAAAACACUUAAAUCUGCAGGAUAAAGACAACGGCGAGGCCCGUCGAGAGAGGAAGAGAGAACGAGAGAAGGAGACGAUCGACCGAGAGGCUUCAGAAAGCCGGAACAAAACAGAGCACCGUCGCCGGAGGGACCAGAGCAGAGACGCUGGAACAGUAUAAGCUCCUCAUUGCUCCUCUGCCUUUCUUUCCCCUAUCAGGCCAUGUCACCCCCUCACCCUCUUAACCCCUCGCUGAGGGGGUGUUGCUGCUACCUGUAUAAUUUAAAUGUAUACUGUAUAUGCACAUGAGAGAGG